GCCUAUAUAAUUCAGGAAAUUUUGAAAUUCCAACAUCAUUCUCUCACACUAAACUUUCGCUUUCUUCUACCAAAAAAAAACCUUCGCUUUCGCUAGUGCUUUCGUUAAUGCGCUUGUUCUCUCUUCGUCUCUCCCCUUCCAGCGUCGUCGUUUCCAGACACACAAAGCUCAUGGCUCAAUCAGUGAGUAGCAGCACUGGAAAAAAGUUCAUUAGAAUCGAUGUGAGUUCAGAUCCAGUAUGCCCGUAUUGUUUUGUGGGGAAGAAAAAUCUUGAUAAAGCAAUGGAUUUAUCAAAGGAUCAAUAUGAUUUCGAGGUUAGAUGGCAUCCAUUUUUCCUUAAUCCUGAUGCUCCAAAGGAUGGCAUGAUUAAGAAGGAUUUCUACAUGAGAAAGUAUGGACCUUCCUCUGAACAAAUAGAAGCUCGGACAGCUCAGGUAUUUCGAGGUCUUGGAUAUGACUAUGACACAUCUGGGCUCAUAGGGCCUACCUUGGAUGCCCACAGACUCUUGACAUUUGCAGGCCAUCAGGGCUAUGAAAAGCAACAUGCUGUCAUGGAGGAAUUGUGUAUGGGAUACUUCACAAAGGGCAGGUUCAUUGCUGAUCGGAAAUUUCUAGUAGAGGCUGCCAAAAAGGCUGGAGUAGAGGGAGCAGCAGAGUUCCUUGAAGACCCCAACAAUGGAGUCAAGGAGGUAUAUAAGGAACUGGAGAAAUAUUCAUCACACAUUUCAGGAGUUCCGCACUUUGUGAUUAAUGACAAACUCAAGCUAAGUGGUGCCCAACCACCUGAGGUAUUCCUGAGAUAUUUUCAAGAAGCCCCAAAUUGAGAAUCUAAGACUACAGUACCAAUAUUGAUGGCCACUCUUCUUGUGCACCCUGAAAAAAAUUAGGGGCUUGGCAUACCCUUUAUUUAUGAUCUCAGUAUGUCGUGUGUUCUGUGCAAUUUGGACGUUGUGUAACUUAUAAGAUGAAGCAGGUUGUUAUAAUAAUUUACAAAGAGUUCUGCUAUCCUUUAAUGAUUUAGUGGAAACCUUCAAAUCCAUGCCUUUAUCAAACUUCUGUUGUAAUUGCUGCCUUACCUAAACAAAUACAAACCUGCAUGGUUGGAAAUAUUUAAUGAUUAUUGUUCAA
Macadamia integrifolia is the source of this 1128-nucleotide messenger RNA. RefSeq lists its product as uncharacterized. The record is from RefSeq and is a predicted model, not a curated record. The coding region runs from base 108 to 824 and encodes 238 amino acids. Gene Ontology annotation, molecular function: oxidoreductase activity. Lineage: Eukaryota; Viridiplantae; Streptophyta; Magnoliopsida; Proteales; Proteaceae. The transcript is spliced from 8 exons.